AAAAUAAAACAUGUCAAAUUUAACAAAUAAAAAACGCUUACCGAUGACCAAUCUGUGAGUUUUUAGUUAAGAAGAAAACAAAAAGAACAUCACAGCACAGAGCUUCGGACAUUUUCGGAGUCUCCGCACUGCAACUGAGCUCUUAAGACUGCUUGAUAGGGCUGUUAUAUAGAGGCUAACAUGAGCUUUACUGCCCCGUCACUUGUUUCUGCUGGUGCUAGAAGAGCAUUUGAGUAUGGAAGAACAUAUGUUGUCAGGCCAAAAGGUAAACACCAAGCAACUAUAGUUUGGUUACAUGGCCUCGGUGAUAAUGGCGCCAGUUGGUCCCAGUUACUAGAGACACUUGCUCUUCCAAAUAUUAAAUGGAUAUGUCCAACUGCUCCUACCCAGCCAAUAUCUUUAUUUGGUGGCUUUCCUUCUACUGCUUGGUUUGAUGUGGGAGACCUGUCAGAAGAUGCUCCUGAUGAUCUAGAAGGUUUGGAUGCUUCAGCUGCACAUGUUGCAAAUUUGUUGUCCACAGAACCUGCAGACAUUAAGCUUGGUGUUGGAGGAUUUAGCAUGGGAGCAGCUACUGCUCUUUACUCUGCAUCCUGCUUUACUUCUGGAAAAUAUGGGAAUGGCAAUCCUUAUCCGGCCAACUUAAGUGCAGCGGUUGGUUUAAGUGGCUGGCUUCCAUGUGCAAAGACCUUGAGUAACAAGUUACAAGGGUUAGAUGAAGCCACAAGGCGUGCUCAGUCCUUGCCCAUUUUAAUGUGUCAUGGAAAAGGUGACGAUGUGGUUCCCUAUAAAUUUGGGGAAAAAUCAUCAAAGUGCUUAAGUUCAACUGGAUUUCAGGAUGUAACUUUUAAAUCAUAUACUGGGCUUGGCCACUACACAGUUCCGGAAGAGAUGGAUGAGCUUUGUGCUUGGCUAGCGUCAAAAUUAGGCCUUGAGGGGAAUUCUGCCUAGUUAGAAAGUAAAUAAAGCAAAAUUUCCGAAAGGAUUUUUUCCUAUUUUUGUCUAUUGUAAUAUUUGCUUAGAUUGUUCUGUUGAUGAUAUGGAUAAUAUUUGUAGAACCCAUUUGUAAAACACUUUAAAGCCUGAAGGCAUCUUUAAGGCAACUCACUAUUUUGGAACAAAACAAAACUUGGAGGUUCAAAAGUGUGAUGGAAUGCAGCAAAUAUAUCCUGUUGAGGUUUCCUCAAUAUUUUGUGUUUA
Lotus japonicus is the source of this 1197-nucleotide messenger RNA. RefSeq lists its product as uncharacterized. Gene Ontology annotation, molecular function: hydrolase activity. Lineage: Eukaryota; Viridiplantae; Streptophyta; Magnoliopsida; Fabales; Fabaceae. The transcript is spliced from 10 exons. The record is from RefSeq and is a predicted model, not a curated record. The coding region runs from base 181 to 948 and encodes 255 amino acids.